Messenger RNA from Somion occarium, 1934 nucleotides. Lineage: Eukaryota; Fungi; Basidiomycota; Agaricomycetes; Polyporales; Cerrenaceae. The record is from the annotation of a GenBank genome assembly.
GCACCAUGUGUUGUUGCUAAUGUGUCCAGCAUGUUCCCAAGCAUCAGGGUCCUCAGGCAAAUAUAAUAAAUGCGGAUCGAAGCCUACAACGAUGGUCAUAAAAGGGUGUGUCUCAGAUGCAAGUUUCCCGGACAAGAGGAACUAUCGAGAAGAUCAUGUAUGGGACCGAUCCUCCUUGCUGAGGCAUACCAAAUACCGUAUAGGGCCCCUAUCGAUGGGAUGACGAGAAGGGACAGUGCGCUGAGUCUGCUCGAUUCGCCCAAGCGUAUGUAGGCAAGACACCAUUGAUCCAUGUAGGUCCAAGACGCGGCCUUUGCCGAAGUCCCAAUUUGGGCAAUAUGCAAGCAUCACAAUGAUGAGGCGCUAUUUGCCAUGGGGUUUAUUGUACUUUAACGACACCCUCCUUGCUUUCAUUCAGAGCAACCAUGACAUCCCAUAACGACCCAACGUCUGUUCAACCUCAACCCCGCCGUACCGCUGAUGAGAGACAUUCUACGCUGGAUGAAUUUGAGGAACGUUGGCGAGACAGGCAGCCCUUCUUCGAAUCGCGUGGCUACAUGUUUCGUCCACGACUUCGGCCUAGUUGGAUACCGUCUUGGAGAUCAUCCGGAGAGCACCCUAUGUAUGCUGAAGAUGGUGUCGCUCUUCCACUGCGGACCGAAUUAAUAGAUGCAACGCGGAUCGAAGAUGGGAAACUUGUGUAUAUCAAGAGAAUUCGGACAGGGGAUACUGAAACACAAAUUGCUACCAUGCUUUCCUCUCCAGAACUUCGUCAGGAUCCUCGAAAUCAUGCUGUACCAAUUCUGGAGGUGAUUCAGGACGAUGAGGAUCUGUCAAUUUCUUAUCUAGUCAUGCCGUUCUUGCGACCUAUAGAUAAUCCGGCCUUUGAGAGCGUCGAUGAACUUCUUGAUUUUGGAGACCAGAUAUUGGAGGGUCUCGUAUUUCUGCAUGAGCAUGACGUUGCCCAUAGAGAUUGUUCUUCGGGCAACCUAUUAAUGGAUGCGACAUCCAUGUAUCCGCAGGGUUUCCACCCAGUCAAUUUGGCAGCUCAACCAUCAUUUCAUGGUCGCGCCUCAUAUGUAUCUCGCUCUUCCGCGCCAAAGCCUGUACGAUACUUCUACGUGGAUUUCGGGUAUUCAGUUCACAUACCUCCUAGCGCACCGGAGAAGCUUGUGGUGGGAGAUCUGGGCCGUGAUCAAGCACCUCCAGAGCUCUCGGCAGAAGUGCCAUACGACCCAUUUAAGCUGGAUAUAUUCCUCAUAGGCAAUGUUUUUCGAAAGCAAUUCUACCAGAAAUAUACAAAUGUCGAUUUCCUAGUCCCAUUCAUCAUUUCCAUGACCGAACGUGAUCCAGCAGUUAGACCGAGCGCAAGUGAAGCGCUGCAGCAAUGGAAGACCAUUCGCUCAAAUGUCUCCAUCUGGAAACACUGGAUGGCAUCUCUCGAAGUGGGCUUUAGGACUCAAAUGAAAUGCAGUCUCCGGUAGACGCAUCAUCUGUUGCCAAUAUCGUUUGAUCUGAUUCUGUAUGUUCUACUCUGCUCGUCCUGGAUUGUUGCUAUGUUUGUAGUCAGCGUAAAUAUCCGUCCGUGCCCGAGCAGUGUGAUUUCUACUUGUUUUGUUGUUGUUCGCUGCAAAUGGUAUCUAGGGAAUUCACAGCCGGGAAGACGAUAUCCUUGAUGUCUUCGCAUUCAUACCGACUUCCUAGUCAAGAAUGGUGGGCCCGUUAUGGUCAACUUAUUCGCCACAUAUCCGUUUGUAAUCCUAAUCGCCGCCCAUGCGCCUCAACACCCUCCGUGAGGCUGAUUGCUUUGUUCCUGCUAUAUUCUUGGCAGAGUACUGCUAUGCGCUGCCAAAGCGUAGUUAGGGUCGUUGAACGUAACACAAUUGUGUGCCUUGCGUGGAUCAAGGGUCUCAUAAUAUAGAAUGAUAGAUGCG